CCAUGGAAACGGCUCAGACUGCCCAUGAGGUGAAGCCAAAGUGUCCAACAGACUGAAUGAUCCGGCUGCUGUUUGCUGACUGUGUGAAUGAGCGGUGGAGCUGAUGAUCGGCUCUCUCAAGCUUCAGGAAUUCUGUUCUGGCCCGGAGUUCUCGAACCAGGACUUGUUUGGAGUCGAGUCGUCUCUGGCGCUGGUGAAAGCAUCAAUGGACAAUGUCGACUGAAGUCGAGGCAACAUUGGUGAAGGUGGCAGAACCUAAUCCUGCUGGAACCCCAUAAGCUGCUGCCCUGUUCAGGCUCGCCUGUGGUGGAAACAACUCCAAGCCUCAGCAUGCUGUUCAAACGCAGAAAUCCUCCAAAUGUUACAGGAGCCAUACUCCAUCACACUCUUAGCUCCUUUACCCCCUCCUCUUCUCCUCCAACGUCCUCCUGCAACAUUGAUGAGUCCUACAAGUACAUCUUCCUCCCACUCUGUUACUCGUUUACGUUCAUUUUUAGCAUCACCCUGAACGCUGUGGUUCUGUACCGCUCCUUCCGGCAGACCAAGCGCUGGAACGCCUCCCUGAUCUACAUGGUCAACCUGGCUUCCACCGACUUCAUGUAUGGCCUGUCCUUGCCCUUUCUUGUGGCCAGUUACAUAAUGCGUGAUCGCUGGGUUUUUGGGGACUUCAUGUGCCGCCUGGUCCGCUUUCUUUUCUACUUCAACCUCUACUGCUCCAUCUUCUUCCUCACUUGCAUCUCAGUCCACAGAUAUCUUGGUAUCUGCCACCCCAUGAAAGUAAUCACCUUGGAGACCAAGAAAGCUGUCAAGUGCACCUGUGUCCUGGUCUGGAUUGUGGUGUUUGCUUUGACCUGCCCUAUUUUUCGGUUUGCUCAGACCGGUCAUGUUACCAGGUUAGCAGGCCUGAGGAGCAACAGAAGCCCAACUGCUGAGAACACAAGCCAUGACAUAGCCUCAGGAAGCAGCAAUGGCAGCUACAGGGAUUUGGGACAGCUCAAUGAGGAGUACCAGAACUGUUGGGAUGAUGCCAUUGAUAAGGAAUUUUUGGAUUAUGUACCAUAUGGAAUUACACUGCAUUUAUUGGGCUUUUUUAUACCCUUCUCCAUAAUUGGUUGGUGCUACUCUCAUGUCGUUCUGACCAUAUUUAGGACUUUGCAUUCCCAACCAUCAUCCCGCGCAGGUCAAAGAAAUGCAGGCAAUGAGGAAUUGAAGACAAGAGGCAGGAAUGUCUCAGUCCUAACUGGAAGGGGAAGUAAUGGACUGUUGAGGACGGUGGGGAAGGAUGAAGAGACAUCCGUGUUCUUUGGUGCUCGCUCUCCAUAUGCCAGUCGCAGGCGGAAAUCCAUUAAGACCAUCAUCACAAUCACCCUGCUCUUUGCCCUGUGUUUCUUUCCCUUCCACGUGACAAGAACCAUCUUCCUUCUGUUGAAAGUGACCAAGAGAGUCCCCUGCCAGACCAUAAUGACGGUGUCAAUGUGUUACAAAAUUACAAGGCCCUUGGCUUCAUUCAACGCAUGGCUUAACGCUCUUCUGUACUUCCUGACCAAAGACAAAGUGGGAGCCCGCUGCUGCCAAGUCGUGAACACCCCCUCCCAACAGCACGAUGGGGUCCUGAUGCCCCUGAGGAUGAUGGGUAAAGCAGAAGAUCCAAGCGGGGGAGGCGUCGAGGACCAGAUCAAUCAGAAAGACAAUCGGAGGUUUCACAACCCAUCGAAACCGAAGGUUACCGACACAGCUGAAUGACAAAACCAGAGCUCUUAUUUGGAAUCUCGGUGACGGGGUCGUAUGGAUAAGCGCUUGUUGUUGGGACCUCUGAGCUGUGACCGUUGCUGAUGUUCCACAAAAGACAUUCCAGGGAGAUUUUUUUCACGAGUCUCAGGACCUCGCUGGAUUUUUUGAACAUGCGUGAAACAUUCACGAGGCAAAUUUCUUGUCAGUUUGUUAAUGAUGCACCUGGAGCUCUUCUGGAGCCCCGGUCAGUUAGAAAGUGAAGAACCAUGAGUCUACUUUGGGAGGAGUUGGAGACAAAUACACACAGAAGCUGAUAAGUUGGUUUUGUUUAAUGUCCCAAAGGUUUGUCACAAAGUGUUAGUCGUUCCACCCAAAACCAGUCCCCCAUGGUUGCAGUCCAGUGAGAUACUGGCUCUGGUCUGCUUGUUCUUCCUUGCUGGAGCGAAUCCAGACUCUAUCUCCAUGGCUUACUAAACAAGAGCAAAUAAAUACAGCAGUGAAGUACACCAGCUAUUAGAACCUUAACCUUUACCAGUGUAAUGAAUUAGAUUAUGUGUUAUUUAAUAAGCCAUAAGGCGUAGGAUUCCAUAGGAAAUAUGAAAUCCACCUUACAGAUCUGUGAGUUAUUUAAACCAGAAGAUUGGAUCUUUUUAUUGCAGGGAUUAGAUAACCGCUUCGUAUUCACUCAGAGACAACAGAAGAGAGAGUCAAGCUUAAAAGUUAAGAAUUUUAUUACUAACAAAUUAAACUAGACUGACUUUAAAACUAAAUGUAUGGUGUAACUAAAAUGGAUGAGACGGUGAAUGGAUGACGUGUGAUGUUAAUCAGAACCAGCAAAUCCGAAGAAGUGGUUAGUUCUGACGGGAACUGAAGGUGAUGUCUUCGCAUUAAGCUUUGGUUAGGAGGUCCAUAAACACAUGAGACACCAUUUGCCGGUCUGCCUACCCUUCAGGAAGUCCUCUUUAGAUCAGGAAUGUCGAGGUCCAGCUUGACCCUUUCUGGAACCGAAGCCGGUAGGAAAAGCAGCGGUUCCGAUCAGACCCGCCUUUGAGAUACUUCCGGGUACACGACAGAUUCUUGGCGUCUGGUGAGACCUGAGCCUGGGUCUGGAUGGUUCAGCUUUUGUUCUGAAAGGAACCGUUGCAGCGGUUGGAAUAACAACAAUUUUUUCUUUUCAGCUUGUCGUUGUUCUUUCAGUUGAAGAGUUGAGAUCAGGAUUGGCCACUCCGUCACUUUCUCUGGAACGCUUUGAACUGGCGUUAGAGCUGACGUGGGCAUAGUUUUAUACUUCGGAUGUUAUGGUUUAUUGUCGAA
This is a messenger RNA of Nothobranchius furzeri (turquoise killifish), 3045 nucleotides long. Its product is annotated as P2Y purinoceptor 3. Lineage: Eukaryota; Metazoa; Chordata; Actinopteri; Cyprinodontiformes; Nothobranchiidae. Gene Ontology annotation, biological process: G protein-coupled receptor signaling pathway. Gene Ontology annotation, cellular component: membrane. Gene Ontology annotation, molecular function: oxysterol binding; G protein-coupled receptor activity. The record is from RefSeq and is a predicted model, not a curated record.